Vespula vulgaris is the source of this 11009-nucleotide messenger RNA. RefSeq lists its product as uncharacterized. The record is from RefSeq and is a predicted model, not a curated record. NCBI's taxonomy places the organism in Eukaryota, Metazoa, Arthropoda, Insecta, Hymenoptera, Vespidae. Gene Ontology annotation, biological process: autophagy; response to starvation. The transcript is spliced from 12 exons. Gene Ontology annotation, molecular function: protein binding. Gene Ontology annotation, cellular component: cytoplasm. Bases 495 to 6056 code for a protein of 1853 amino acids.
CUUUUUCCCAUUCGUCGAUACAGCUUCAGGGAGAUCGUACCUAUUUCUUCACGAUCAGCUGAUUAUUGUUUUUCUUUUUUCCCCCAAAAAGAAAAACUCAUAGAAGUUAUGUCAGUAGAAAAAUUUGCAGUGCGAGUUAGUUGAUCUUACGUAGAUCCAUAGUGAAGAAAGAAUUAAAGAAGAGGAGGAAAAAAGGGAGAAAGAGUAUACGAAGAUCAAAUGUGUCAAUGACAAAGAGUGCGUGUAUGCGUAUGCGUAUGCGUAUGUAUUCUGCUACUAUCUUCGCUGAAAGGGUCUUAGAGUUGGUCGAAGCUGGAAAAAGAAUAAAAAGAGGUUGACGUUUCGCGGGUGGGGUGACAUCACUGUUCCCUUGGCUCUGUUGUCAGUCGCUUACAGAAUGACGCAGUAGACGGUUGCGCGAGGGUGGCAAGCGCCUCGCGGAAAGAAAAAUACGGCUCUUGUCGCGAAAGAAAAUAAUUGCCCAUGAAAGAAAAAUGUCUGCUGAUUCACCAAGACGUAAUGUGCAUAAAGGAGCUCAAGUUGUAUCACCUCAGCCAAUAGUUGAUCGUUCAAUUAUUGAUAGCGUUGCUGGAAUUAUAAAUGAUAUAGUUCCACAGGCAUAUACUACUGCCCCUAGCACAGAUAACAAAGAAUCCAUAAGUUGGGCUAGAUUUGAAUAUGCGGAUAUAAAUGAUCCAGCGUUAUAUCCUGAUUUUAAUGAAGGGUCAAGUACACCGCCAUUGUUGUUAGUACUUGGCUAUUCAACUGGUGUACAGGUAUGGCUAAUAGCAGCAACAGGAGAAGCAACAGAAGUGUUAUCAUGGCGACAAGGAAUAGUGCGUACCUUAAGAAUUUUACCAAAUCCGAAGACUGACUCUGAACAUGCUGAUCCAUUUGAACCGAAACGGCCAUUAGUAGCGAUAUGCGACUCGGCUGGACCGGGACCACAGUUUUGCAAUAUUAGCUUCAUUUCGCUAAAAACUGGCGAACAAACAAAAAACAUAAAGUUUAAAAAUCCUGUCUGUGACAUUCUGGCAAAUAGAAGAUCCAUAGUUGUAACAUUUUUAGAGAAGAUUGCUGUCUUUGAUGCAAGAACAUUUGAAGAUAUUUUAACAGUAACUACUUGUUAUCCUAGUCCUGGACCAAAUCCCAACCCUGUUGCAUUAGGAACUAGAUGGCUUGCUUACAGUGAAAAAAAGUUAUUGCCUGCUAGAAGAAGCAGUGGUGGCUGCGAGGGUGAAGGUGUACAAAGUUACACUGCAACUGUUUUAUAUGCAGCAAAGUCUUUAGGAAAAGGUCUGCGUGGGUUAGGAGAAACAGUAGCGUCAAGUUUAACAGGAAAUUCAGUGUCACCGUUAGCUGUUAAUAAUAUGGGCAAUGACAUAACGCAACCAGGUGUAGUCAUGAUUUUAGACCUGCAAGCUGCAAAGGAGGAAAAGGAUCUGGAUGAUACAUCUAUAGAGACAGUAAUUGCUCAUUUCACUGCCCAUAGUGAUGCGAUCGUUGCCAUGACUUUUGAUUUAACUGGUGCAUUAUUAAUGACGGCUGACAAACGUGGACAUGAUUUUCAUAUAUUUAGAAUUCAGCCUCAUCCUGGUGGUCCUACAUUGGCAGCAGUUCAUCAUCUUUAUAUUUUGCAUCGUGGAGAUACCACAGCUAAAGUACAAGACAUGACAUUCUCAGCUGAUACUCGUUGGGCUGCUGUUUCAACCGUUCGGGGAACUACUCAUGUUUUCCCAGUUGCACCUUAUGGUGGAUCUGUAGGAGUGAGAACUCAUUUGACUCCACAUGUAGUAAAUAGACUUUCACGGUUUCACAGAAGUGCAGGCUUGACGGACGAUGGUACCAGAUCUCAUUCUCCUGUUUCUCAUACUGAAUUACCUUUAUCAGUCUAUCCUUAUUCCAAUCCCAGACUUCCACCAUAUCCUCAUCCAACAAUCCUGCAUCCUUUAGCACAAAUUAGACAGCCAUCUUCAUUGAAUCACGUCAACAGCCAAGCUCAACCACGACCUCAGCAAAGGCAGCGGCUUCAUUCUGACGAUAGUGGUACUUUACCUUUAAAGAUAUGUGCUUGCUUUGCUCCACCUAGAGCUUGGAUUUAUGCGCAAAGAGACUCUGGUAGCAAGGUUGCAAAAAGAGCAGUAGAUUCUUUGUUUAUUAUGGCAUGCCAUGGAAAUAUGAUACAAUACGAUCUAGAGCCUAAACCUGCUACUGGAGUUCCAAAAGAAAAAGUAUGUGAUGAUACAAUGAUAGAACUAGAAGUUGAAGCUAAAGGUCAAUGGCCUCUCCUAAGGUCUCCAAACUCUGUGGAAAUUGUACCACCCUUAGCAUCAUCAAGUCCUUUAUUUAGCGUCUCUACUGUACCCAACAACGUUCAGCCUCUUGAUACAAGCGAAGAUGGUUGGUUAAGUCAGGUGGAAAUUGUAACGCAUGCUGGACCACAUAGACGGCUAUGGAUGGGACCACAGUUUGUUUUCAAAACGUAUAAUGCACCUAGUGGGGUUUCUGUAAACUUGGUAGAAGCAGAGGCAGUAGAGAUUGGAAUUACAGGUGGUUCACGUCCAGCAAGAUCAAAUCCUGUUAAUAUGCCACAUGCAGCUUCUAGACCUUUAGUUCCAGUUGUUAUUGAUGGUUCAGGAAGCAGUUAUGAACAAUCACCAAGAUUUAUGGAAGCUUAUGGGGAUUCAUUAGAUAAUGAACAUAUUGGAGUUGGCAGUGGUGAAAAUCAAUUAAGAGAAGAUUUGGCGGAAGCUAUGCUUGAAACAUCAAUUGCUCCACAUCGUGCACCUGGGAGGCGCUCGGUAUUUGAGAGGGUGGGUCAGCCAGUAACUAAAGUCGUCAACCCUCUUGGCACCGUGAUAACCGUGUCUGCUGACGAAGAGGACGUCAGCUCUAGUCAAGAGUUCGAUUCCGCGGAGGAGAAUCUAGUUCCUGAAGCACCGAGGAGCGUUUGCGCAGAAGAGGGGCCGGCCUCGCUCGGUGAUCUUGAGCCACCGUGUUAUCAAACGUUACGUGAUCUAACAGAGAUCUGUGCUGAGAUGCGUUCUGCCAGCGAGCCAGCGAUUGACAGCGUACCGGACGAGAAUAUUCGAGACGUUAAAGAAAGAAAGGAGCUUUGCGUCGAAGUGGCAUCGAUGAAGUCGACGGGAAAUUGUUCUAUCGACUUUGAGAGAGAGGACGCCUUUCGGGACGUUCCAAGUGGUCUGAGUCUUUGCGCCGAACAAGGUGAGAUACCGAGCAGUCCCAUGACACAAGCCAAAGAGAGUACUGCUCGAUCUAAAAGAAGUAAUAAAUAUGAACAUGCUGAAACUCAAGAAAAAAGCAUAGCCAAAGCUAAAUACGUUGUUAAUUACGACGAGGACAGCGUCGUACUAAUGGAGAACAGGCUGUCUUGUGAAAAAGCUAAUCUACAAAUGCGAGCCAAGGAUCAACAAACCUUCUCUUACUCCUCCUCCUCCUCCUCUUCAUCCUAUUCACGCCAGCAAAAUAAUGCUGAGAAAACAACGAAGACGUCGAAACAACCUUUUAAAGAAUUGAGAACGCGAAUCGACAAAUACAUUGUACAGGAACAAGACGAUAGUGUCGUUAUAGAGGAUCCUACUCGAUGCAUAGAUACAAAGAAUAGUUGUAUCGGUAAAAAACAUUGUGAUGUAUCGAAAGAAGAUAAAUGUGAGUCAAACGAUGAAUGUGCUUCAAAAAUCGAUCGAGAGUCUCAGAAGGUAACUGAAAACUCGAAAUGCAAAUCUAAGUUGAAGGAUACGGAUAUGAUCAAAGAAUCAGAAGAUUGCAGUGGCAGCACUGAUCGAUCCUUCGUAGAAUUAGAUAAACCUAAUGCUAAUGCUGAUGAUGUUACGAACGUUGAAUGCAAAGAAGAAAACGAGGCAAUUCCAUCAGACGACUUCAAUUCUAUGGAAUACCAUUUGGUGGAUAGCAAUUGUCCCAUCAAAGACUCCACGGUGUCCGAUCACUCGGACGAAGACAUUGAACAUAUUCAACGUUCGGAAUUAAUGCGUGUCCGUGAAUCCGACCGUGAGAAUUCAGAAAAAUCCAUGGAUUUACCUAGUUACUCCGAUUGCUCACCUGUUACUCAAAGAAAAAAUAGUAAAAGUACCAUAUCUGACGACGAUCUGGAAUAUAUACAUACCUCGGAACUUACCGAAAUGCCUGAUAAUAAAUAUAAUUUGGGAACGACGUCCAGCAAUGUUGAAAAAUCUGACGAGGAUUGCUCCAUAUCGUCUAAGGGACAGAGCAAACAUACAUUGUCUUCUGACGACGAUCUCGAACAUGUUCAGCAUUCCGACGUUUGCGCGUCCACGUUAGAAACAACGUGUCCAACAAAGGUGGAUGAACAAAAUUCUAAUGUUAAAUCACAAGAAACUAUUCGAGGCUCCAAAUCGAAAGCUACUAAAAGGCGAAAAGAUAUUUUUGUGAUUGAAGAUAACACUACUGACAAAGUAGAAGUAACAGUUAUGGUCGAUCCUAUGGACAAAUGGAUUGCAUCGACUAAACAUUUCGAUAAGAACAUGAUAGAAGAAACACAGCACUCCGCUAUUAACGAGAAACGUUUUGGUUCUGUAGGUAAAUCUUCGGAGACUAUUCGUGGAGAACAUGUAGCGAGUAAAUUGAAAGGUACGAAAAAACGAAAAGAUAUCGUCGUUAUAGAAGAAGAUUCGAAGGAAGUCAGUAAAAUGGAAUUUCAGAAGCAAUGGUCAAUUUCAAAAAAAUGUCAAGAAAAGAAUAUCAAUGAUGAAACUCAGAACAUUGAUACUAAAGAGGUAGUAUCAACGUCCAAUCAGAAGAAAAGUACAAUAAAUUUUCCAAACGUGCAAGAAAGUAUUCAAUUGGAACAAACUUGUAAAUCAAAAAUUAAUAAGAAACCGAAGGAUAUCAGCUGGGUGGAUAUCCACACUAAACAAGCAUGUAAAAUGAAAGGAAAUAAAAAGAAGAAGGAUGUCGAGGUAAUCAAUGAAAUAUGGGGAACUGAGCAGAAUCUUCUAGAAAAAGAUCCGACGGAAGAUAUAGACAGAAGAUGUGAAUCGUGUGAUCAAGAAACUACAAGAAACAAAUCUAAAAUUUUAUCCGAAGAACUCGACAAGUGUUCGGAUCAAGAAACGACGAGUCUGUUAGAAGGACCUGCUAGAAGAGCAAUGAAAUCACAAAGCUCGAAGUCAUCCGUAUCCACUAAUCUUUUAACAAAAAGAUCGCAAGCUAAUGAUAUUGAGAUUAUAGACAUGGAUUCUACGCAGAAAGUCAAAAUGACUUGGAAUCAGAUGUUAUCAUCCCGUCGUAAAACAGUGAGCACGGUCGCGAAAAAGCCAAGGGAUAGUUUAAGAACAACGGACGCAGCCGAUUUCGAUGCAAAACCAUUGUUCUUUUGUUCGCGAAAGGUAACGGCUGAAAAAUUGCAAGAAGCAGCUGAGGAAUUGAAUGCGAACGUGGAGAUGCAAAAGAUCGAGGAGUUAUCUCCUAACCCGAGGGUCUGUUGGAGCUCGAUGUUUAAGAAAAAGAAUGUACCCUCUAUCGAAAGUGAGACUUCUCGUAAGGAAUCUGAUCUCGAACCUUUGGUAGAAGUUGAGGAGAAAUUCGAAGAGAAAUUGAAGUUACAAAGUACGUCUCAAAUCGACGAAAACGUAGAUGGCGAAAUGAUUAAAAUAAGUAACGAAGAGGAUAAGACGGCCGAAGUUAAAAUUACGGAAGAAGAGGAGAUAAUAAUGGUGGACGAAGAGAAGAUUAAUUAUGAAGAAGAAGAACAAGAACAAGAUAUAAAUCUUCCGAUGGAGUCGACCUCAUCCAAAGAGAAUUCUCCUGAGUCUGAUUAUCAGCAAGAGAAGAGAAGAAGCGAUUCCGAUCAAGAAAUCAUACCAGAACGUUCGAGCUCUCCCGACGAUUUAAAUGCUAAUGGUGGGAGUCAGUCGGUCGCAAGCUACGAAGAUCUAAGUUCGAGUAGUUUCAGUUCUGCGAGCAGAGCAUCAUUAGAUGCAAGAAGUUCACCGACUCCUUCUUAUGGUGCCGAGAAUAUGAUGGUAUUCCCUGGGGAUAGUAGUGGCUCCAUUUGAGAUUACUUGAGGUGCGCAGCUCUUGUACCGAAGUGGUUGCGCUGCCUCAGAUAAAUCGAACGAUCUAUUGUUCGCCUUUUCAAUCUUUUUUUUUAUUGUUCAUCUAACAAAAAUAGCUCAUCGUUAUUAGAUGAGAUCUAUGUUAGAACUGAGUUUUGAUUUUGGUUUGUGGACGGAUCUCUAUCUAUCUCUCUCUCUUUGUUUCUCUCUCUCUCUCUCCCUCUUUCUUUCUCUCUUUCUCUAUAUAUAUAUCUAUCUUUCUAUUUCUAUCUCUUCUUAUUUAGAGACUCUUAUGUUAUCUUAUUUGUGUUAAACAAACGAAUGUAAUAACGUGAUAACGAUGGGCAAUCUCUCAUUUUUUUUACGGAAGUAUUGCAUUUUGAAGUGACAAAUUUGAAAAGCUACUUAUAAUUAAAAUAGUACAGUAAUUGCUAUAUGGCAUAUCUAUUAGGAAAGAUCUUUAUAGCAUCAUGAAUUGAUCAAGUAAAAGUGUAUAAGAAAAUAAUUAAUUUUUUUUGUUCUUUUUGGAUAAUCAAAUAAUUAAUAUGUAAUAGAAAGAUUACUUGAGUUGUAUUCUAUAAAUUCUUUAUAAGAUGUUCUGUAUUAAAUGUUUCCAAUUAAUUUUAUAAUUCCUUAUACUUGAUCAAUUUAUUUGUUAAAAGAAUGAAGUAUGCUUUUACGAAACGGUAUAAUCAAAUACAAGAAGGAUGAAACGAGAGAGAAAGUUGUUGACGAAACGAAGAAAAUAAUAAUUACAUAAAACAUCGAUGAUCUUAACUCUCCUCUGGUUUUCCAUUUUUAAAACAAGUUCCUUUGUUUCUACAGUCUACGCUUGCAUUCGUCAUUUGUGUGAUCGAAUAUUAAAAAUGUAUUUUUCGUCACGACGUUGCGGCUUAAUGGAAAAAAAGGAAAAGAAAAAAAAGAAAAAGAAAAUGAGAUGGACACGAGAGAAAAUUUCUCAACUUGUUUUUCGCUAUUAGAAUUUUACGAUAUUCUGAGAAAGACACAGUGAGAUUAUCACAAUAACUAAAGUUUAAGAGCCGAAUGUUGCAUUUCUUUCAUUACCAUCAUUUUCUUUCAAGUGCCUCUACUAUGCUUUUAUAUAAAAUUUUAUGUUUCAUAUAUAUGUAUAUAAAAUACAAAAAAUAUAUAUAUAUAUCGAGAAUAUCCGUGAUAUAUAAAGGAAAAUAAUGUCAACGUAAAGUUGGUUCCUAUUCCAUUAUACGUUGAUAUAUAACAAAAUAAUAGCACGUUAUCUUUAAGAUAGAAGAACAGGAAUGCACAAACGACAUUUUUCUAGUAACAAAUAGAAUAAAUAAAUUAUCUAUUUCUCAAGAGACUGAAGAUCGUCUCGUUUGAUUAUCAUCUAUCUCACUUUUUUAUCACGAAUUUCACCUUAAAAAAAAAGAAAAGAAAAGUAAAACCAUCGAAAUAGUUUCCAAUUGAUCUCUAUAGAUCACAGUUUGCGUAUUCCUGGUCUAGAGGAAUCUGUAUGCAUACAGAGGACAUGAGUGUGUAAAAGCGUUCAAUGUAAUUGUUUAAUCAUUUUGAUAUAUAAUUAAUAUUGCAGCAUUUAUUAAUUAUACGAAAAAAAAAGAGAAGAGAAGAAAAGAAAUGUCGCGGCAAUCCAUAUAGUUGUUAUAUACACAUGAAUUAGCUUAAUGAGUACGAUGUGAACUCGAGUUUCUUUUCAAAUCUCGUUUUACGCUUUAUAAUCGAUUAAUACGAGUGUAAAACGGUCAGAAAAAAUGUCGAAAACGUGAAAGAAACGUUAUUAAAAAAAGCAUAGAAAAAAAUCAGGGAUAGUACUCGAGCCAAACAUGAUACAUGUAAAUAGAAACAAAAUAGACGAAAACAUGAAGUCGUUUCGACUGUAUGUACGUCGAUAAAGAAUGAAGCCGUUAUAAUUAAUUGUACAAAAUCUAAUACAACUCUCUCCUUCUCUUUUAUUUUAUUCUUCUUCUCUUUGAUUUUGUAUUUUGUCUUAAACGACGUACAUGCAUAUACGAUUAAAAAAAAAAAGAAAAAAAAAGUAGAGCGCUUGUGCCCGCGGACUGCAACUCCUGGACUCGAAAAUAGAUUUAAAAAAAAAAGGAAAAAAAAAUAAUAAAAAAGAAAUUUAGAAAGAAAACGAAAAAAAAAGAGGAAAGCGCAUUGCCUAGAAUUAUAUCAAACGUUGUAUGAGGUAUCAUUUAUUUUGUUGCGAGAGACAAUAGUCGCAGUAGAAUCUUGUUGUGUAAGUAAGAAAAAUUAUUGUGCUACACAAAAAGGUCGAAUUUGAACACAGCUUAGAGUUAUUAUUCGUCGAUAGGAGAACUGCAGAAAAGCAAACGAAAGCAACAUCUAUUUCUCCCUCUCCUCCUUCUCUUUCUCCCUUCAAAAGAAAGAUCAGUGAUAUUCACAAAUACAUAUUUAUUCUUAGAGAACUUAGCCAGGGUAAAUUGAUUAAGAUUUCGACUUAGAUAUUUUUCGAUACCUACGAAUAGAUAAGGAAUUUUUCAUUCUCAUAAAUCGCGUAGUAAAGUUACACGUGUAUAUUUGUAAAGAAGUUUUUGACAAUUAAAUUCUCCAAAAAAUUAUGUAUUAAACGCUGAAGAAGAAGAAGAGCGUUUGAGAGAGAGAGAAGAAAAACAAAAAUAGAACGUAUGUACACGUACGUAUAUUUUUCUAUCUCUUGUUUUCUAAUGGCCCCACUACUGUGUGUCUAUUAAAAUUCCUAACGAACAAACGGACAAAGCGCGAGCUAGUAGGCUCCGGUCCGCGGCGCACAAUAAAUUAUAAUCGUAUUUUAAUAACUAUUAAUUAUUAUACUAAUUAUAUAUAUAUAUAUCUACAUAUAUACAUAUAUAUAUAUAUAUAUAUAUAUAUAUAUAUAUAUAUAUACAUAUAAUAUCUUAGUAGAGAGCUUAUGUAAACAUGUACACAUCUAUCUCGCCUUUUUUUUGAGCGUAGAACUUCUGAGAUUCGUGGAAAGCAUCUCCUCUCUCUUCAUCACUAUCUAAAAUGUCUUAUAUAUCGUUUAUAUUUUCUGUAAAAGAAAAACAAAAUAUUAUAUAAGAAACAUUUAUUAUUAUGUUACUUUGAAGUCGUAAUAGAAUUGAGAGAUUAGGAUUGGUUGAUUCAAUAUGAGACAAUGUAUAAGAAUAAUUAACUUAAAACAAUAUUCUUCCUCGAUUAAGCGACGACGUUCUAUGCGUUAGAUAAAAUCUGCGAGAUUAUCAAAAAGAAAAAGAGAAACGAGGAGUACGGAAUACAUAGUUAUGUCUUAUUUACAAUCAGAGAGAUUCAAAUAGAAUUUUAUAAAAAUUCUUUCUUGAAACGAUAUAUGGUGCUUUAAUCAAAAAAUAUUAAUAGUGAGAAAAUAUUAAUAGUGAGUUAAUCUCUUAUAAUAUUAAACGAUUCGAGAAACCGGACGGACGAUGACGACGCAUUUAGGUCUUUUCUCUUCGAAGUCACAUCGAAUAUUGUCGAAAAGAGUAAGUUUCGAGGACACGCUCGAUUUAUUAUUGUUAUAUUAUAAACAAACAACGUUUAAGAUCGAGUAUCAAAAUCAAAGCAAGUCUCUACGUCUCGGUCAUAAUAGAUCCAAACAUCGUACGGUGAAGGUUAACGCUAGAUAACGAUACAGUUGUUCGUAUUAAUUGUAAAAGAUUACAUGGUUCAUUUUUACGUAAAAAUCAUACGAGUAUGUGAUCGAAUUAUUUUACAAUAAUAUUUAAUCUUGUACGAACAGUUAAUGUAUAACGAUUUGUGUGUGAAACGGAACAACAAAUUGGCAAUUAUUUUCUUUAUAAAUUAAUAUGCGAUCGAUUAUUAUACAUAUAUAUGUAUAUAAUAAAUAUAUUAUACAUAUAUAUAUAUAUAAUAAAUAAUUAGUAUUAUAUAAACAAUAUCGUCGAUCACACUUCAGUCGUUAUUAUAAAAAAGACUAAUACGAAAUAUUGAUAAAAAUUCUUCGAUGGGGUGUGCUUCAAUCAAAAAAAAAAAAAUUUGGAAAGUUAAAUAUCUAAUAUUAUGUGAUUUUUUACAUCGAGCAACGAGCAUUGCUUUUCCACGUCUCAUUUAUACAGAUAAACAGAUGAUUUCAUUCUAAUUGAGCAUCUUCCUCCCGAGACGCAUUACUUGUUCAUAUUUAAUCUUUAUCUUUCUAUUCGAUUUAAGCAUAUUAGCGAUUUGAGAAACAUAAUCGCAGAGCAUAAUCGUUAGAGAGUCAACCUUGUACAUUCCAUGAAACUUCAUCGAUCUAUUGUUCGAAUUGUCGUAAGAAAAAAAAAAAAAAUCAUACAUAUAUGUUUAAAAAUAACUUAUGUUUGAUAUAGAAACAUAUGAAAAUUGUCGUGAUUCUGCAUCUAUAGAAACACGGAACAUACGAUAUACGUAUUUCUUCUUAAAACAUCGCACUUGUAAGUACUUGAUAUUGCACUGUUUGAAAACAAAACAAAACAAGAAAUACUGUGAUUGAUCACGAGAUGUGUGUCUAUCUCUGAUUAACGAGGAAACAAAAGUGGAGACUGAACAAUUCUUUUUUCGAAUUUUUUUCGCGGUCUUCUCUUUUCUUUUUUCCCUCCAGUGGUCGAGUAACGACAUUUUUGUUUCCCACGUUUUACGACAUAUUAUAAAUUUUAAAAACAAGCACACGGACGAACAGUCUCCUAGAGAAUCUUUUUACGAGAUUUCGCGGUGUCGUUUGUUACGACAAUGAACAGAGGAUCUAUGUAUUUCAUUGACUAAACGAUAAUUCAUUUAAAGCUACAGUUGCAAAUCCCUGUAUACAUCAGAUUUAUAAGCUUGUUAUACCAACAUUUAUACGAUAUGCAUUUCGAUUAUUCUCUACCAUUCGGUGUAGCCUUAUAGAUAUUAUUCGAGUUAAUGAGUUUGUUUCUUUGUAUUUGAAAAAAAAAAACAUUCUUUUUUUAUUCCAAAAACAUCAAUUAAAAAUUUCUACAAUAUUCA